UUGAGUAACGUACCCGAGGUUAACGCAUGGAUGAAUUAAGAGAGCGACACCCGUUAUGACAAUAUAUUCAGACAUGUCAAUUAGACAGUAAAAAAACAAAUGUCUAAGUAUAUGUUCUCAAUACAUCAGUCCUACAGUGCGUGGAGGAUAAAUAGUUUUAAAACGCAGACGCUACCGCCGGCACCUCUUUGGUGGUUGUGGUCGGUUCACUGUCACUCGGGUCCCGAGGUUGUUUUACAGCUGAACCAGCAAAAAGGAGCAUCCAAUAAUAACCAGGUAACAAAAAGGCGCAAAAAAGCAAGAUCUUCAUGUCAGCCAGUACUGGACCGCUUUGACCAGCAGUACAGUCAGGAGCUUGGAGACCUGUGGGCAUCUGCGAGAGCAGUGCUCCUGGACCCUCACUCUUGGCAGUAUGGUGUCAUGCUCAACCGCUUCAGCACCGUGACAGGCGUACCACAGAUCCUACAAUCACAGGGCUUUUCCACAUUGCUUCCGCAAACAGGUGUUUCCACGUUGAUUUGUAACGACCCCACAACAGUGUCGCAGUCAAAUUACCAAGCAGGAAAAGACUCCCUGUUGCCACCUGACUACAUCUCCAAAUGCCCUCCUAAUGACUCCCAUCUCCAACCUGACAGCACCUUUCAUGCGCUCGGUCAGGACCUUCAAUCAGAGCCUUCGCUCAGUUUAUCCCGUCCUACACUACAGUGUUACAUCCAUCCAUGUCCACUGCGGUUUCCCUCUCAGGCUCACAGGCCUGGCCAGCUGAAGCAGUACUAUCUCCUGAAUGCUGCCUCCCUGCUUCCAGUGCUGGCUUUGAAAGUCAGAGAUGGGGAGAAGGUUUUGGAUUUGUGCUCUGCUCCUGGGGGCAAAGCCGUGGCCAUAAUGCAGUGUGCCACCCCAGCACUUCUCUGCUGUAAUGAACCAGACCUUCACAGACGGGACUGGCUGGCAAAAACCCUGGAGUCCUUUCUGCCUGAGUCGCUCUCCAGCAGAGUGAUUGUGUCCGCGCAGGAUGGACGAUCUUUUGGGAAAAGUGAGGCAGGAACAUAUGACAAGGUUUUAGUCGAUGCUCCGUGUUCUAAUGAUAAGAGCUGGUUGUAUUGUGGCAGCAGCCAGCAGGGGGAACAGAGACUGAAGGAAAGAGCCGGGCUGCCUGCGCUCCAGGCUCAACUGCUUAGGUCUGCGCUGUCAGCCGUGCGUCCAGGAGGCGUUGUGGUCUAUUCAACCUGCACUCUGUCCAGCUUCGAGAACUGUGCCGUGGUUGAGACAGUGCUGAAUGACUGUCCAGAGGCCGAACCCGAAGACCUGUGGGAGGAGAUUGCCAUUCCCUUAUCAAAAUACUUUACAUUUAGGACUGCUCACCCUGGUCAUGGACAGACGCCUCACAUUUCCUCCCUGCAGCCACAGAAUGGCCCCUCGUCCUCUUAUCACCGCAGACUCGGCAUUUUAGUGGUUCCUCAGCCGGGCAAGACCUGGGGACCCAUGUUUUUGUCUCGGAUUAGAAGAAGGAAAUAGUGUGCAACCUUCUGUGUAGAAAAGAUAUGUGGAAUCACAUGGGGAAGCACACACAUUUCCUUUGUGCAACUUUUGUUACCUGCAGGUUUAAAGUACCUCCUGGAAUGGGCUUCUAACUCAAUCACACAAACUGACAAACAUACCUAUUUGAUAUAGAGAUCUUGUGUUCCAAGCUUUUUCUGCUGCCCACAAAUGGCCAAAACAAUCAGUUAUUUCAGGUUUAAUGGUUUUCUUUUUAGCCUUUGCAGUCAACCCUCUUCUUAUUUAUUAUUAUUUAUUAUUAUGAUUGAUUGAUGAUGGCAGCUAUGGAAACUACUGAGAAACUAGAAGUACAAUUAGAUGAAAUCGACCAAACAUGUUUUUUAAUUGCUCCACAUUAAUAACUGUGGGUCCACGUUGUAUAAUAUAAUUGAUCAAACUAUAAGCCGAUGUGAGAUUGUUAUAUAAAAUUUAAUUCACAGUGUAUUCUAUUAGGAGUGAGUGCUUAUGGUGUGAGUUUUAGUUUCUAGUAAGAGAAGGAGAGUUGACAUUAUAAGACUUAAACAGAUAAACACACAUUGAGAAUCUCCUUCUUCCAAGCCUUAAGUCACUGAUUCCGGUUGCAUUCAUUACAUUUUGAUUGCAUCUCGAAUUGAGUCACCACUGAAUCUUUUAAAAGUUUCUCUCUGAACACUUACAGCUAAUGUUUAUUGGCUUAUGUUUGUUUUUAAUACAGCCAAGUGCCAUAACACUAUUGCAAAUGUCAACACAUGGACAUUACAUAAUACAUACUCGCUGGAAGUUAAAAGUUUUCUGUUUGAGAGAUUAGUUUAAUAACCAGGAAGAGCAGUAAUGAUAUAAUAAACACAAUUCCUCUUCCUU
This is a messenger RNA of Anoplopoma fimbria (sablefish), 2376 nucleotides long. RefSeq names its product NOP2/Sun RNA methyltransferase 3 (gene nsun3). The transcript has 6 exons. Gene Ontology annotation, biological process: rRNA methylation. The record is from RefSeq and is a predicted model, not a curated record. Gene Ontology annotation, cellular component: mitochondrial large ribosomal subunit. Bases 100 to 1515 code for a protein of 471 amino acids. Lineage: Eukaryota; Metazoa; Chordata; Actinopteri; Perciformes; Anoplopomatidae. Gene Ontology annotation, molecular function: methyltransferase activity.